Messenger RNA from Erpetoichthys calabaricus (reedfish), 2003 nucleotides. RefSeq names its product v-maf avian musculoaponeurotic fibrosarcoma oncogene homolog Aa (gene mafaa). The transcript has a single exon. Gene Ontology annotation, cellular component: nucleus. The coding region runs from base 756 to 1643 and encodes 295 amino acids. Gene Ontology annotation, molecular function: DNA-binding transcription factor activity, RNA polymerase II-specific; RNA polymerase II cis-regulatory region sequence-specific DNA binding. The record is from RefSeq and is a predicted model, not a curated record. Gene Ontology annotation, biological process: regulation of transcription by RNA polymerase II. NCBI's taxonomy places the organism in Eukaryota, Metazoa, Chordata, Cladistia, Polypteriformes, Polypteridae.
UGUUAGCAAUCCGCUCGGCCGGUCAGGCGAAGGCUUUGGCUGUGACAGUAUAUGUCAGGAUUAUAGCGCCUCGAAUGUCUGUGUAGAGAUAAGUUGAAAAUAACUGUAAAAAUACAGACACCAAUAAAGGUUGCAUUCAUUAUCUGCUGUCGAGUAGAAAACCAACAUUUUCAGCCAGAAGGAUUUUUCCACUCAAACCAGAUAAAGUAAACAGAAGCCUGCUUUUGUGCUGUAGAUGCCACCAAGAUUGAAGACGCCGACUGCCUGAUACUUCUGUUUCUGGAGGACUAAAACUUUUCUAAAGUUGUGGAUUGACGCCGUUGACUUUUGCGAUCUUUGAACUGUUCAGCUCCACUGAAGACCUGAAUAAAGUUGUUAUAUCUCCUAUCAGCACAAUAGCUGUCAAAUGCGCCGGAAGUUGUUCGAUUUGUGACUUUAUAUGAAAAACAAAACGGAUAAAGCGAAACGACUGACUGUAUUCCAAUAAUAAGCUGCUAAGCCGGCAGCCGAAGGUUACGGCGGGACCCUGACUGGUUUCAAGUUUCUUCUUCUUCUAUCCGAGGGACUGUCGGCUUUGGCGCUGGACCGGGGAGGAGAAGUGGUGGCCAUUGGUCUAAAAAUACUCGGCAGGUGCCCAUUUAAAAACCGAGCCGUCACUGCCAAGAGGCUCGCCCCGGUGCCGUGUGUGCGCACUAGGCUCUGUGGCUGUGGCGCAGACGCUGGCUGGGAGGGCUGCUCCUGUUGCAUGGACUGAAAUGGCCUCGGACCUCAGUAUGAACGGAGAAAUGCCCAACAGCCCCCUUGCCAUAGAGUACGUCAAUGAUUUCGACUUAAUGAAGUUCGAGGUCAAGAAAGAACCCCCUGAAUCGGAACGCUAUUGCCACCGGUUGCCCCCUGGCUCUUUGUCUUCCACCCCUAUCAGCACCCCGUGCUCCUCCGUGCCUUCCUCGCCCAGCUUUUGCGCGCCUAGCCCCGGGGCACUCUCCAACCCUAACCCAAGCAGUGGCAGCAGCAGCAACAGCAACGUAAGCCAGAACCCGGCCAACAAGCCUCAGCUAGAGGACCUCUAUUGGAUACCCAACUACCAGCACCACAUCAACCCCGAGGCCCUGAACCUGACUCCUGAAGACGCGGUGGAGGCACUCAUCGGCAACGCACACCACCAUCACCACCAUCAUCAGGGCUACGACGGCUACAGGGGGCAGCAGUUCGGGGGUGAGGAACUCUCCGCCACAGCUGCCGGCCACCACCACCAGGUCCACCACCACCAUCAUCAUCACGCCCAUCACCUGCGCCUCGAGGAACGCUUCUCGGACGAUCAGCUGGUCAGCAUGACCGUACGGGAGCUCAACCGGCAGCUGCGGGGUUUUAGCAAAGAGGAGGUGAUUCGCCUGAAACAGAAGAGGCGCACCCUGAAGAACCGGGGCUAUGCACAGUCCUGCCGCUUCAAACGCGUCCAACAGAGACACAUGUUAGAGAGCGAGAAAUGUACCCUGCAGACCCAGGUGGAACAGCUCAAACAGGACGUGGCUCGGCUGGCCAAGGAACGGGACCUUUACAAAGAGAAGUACGAGAAACUGGCCAGUCGCAGCUUCAGCCGGGAGCCGCCACAGGGCCCCCAGCCCAAAGACUUCUUUAUGUGAGGGCACUUCUCCCUAUAUGCUCCUCCAACCCCGUUUCUCGAUUUUCUCGUCUUCGUUUUUGCAAUAACUUCUGAAGUUUAUGUAUCCCUAUAACGCUCAGUAACUCGAGAACUUUUCAAACAAUUGUAAAUACGUUUCUUGUUCCUUUGCUCAAGACGCCAGUCGUGCAUACUUCAGUUGGCCCCAAGUUUUGCACUCAAGUGGAAUUAAAUGCCCUCCCGGACCGCCAAAAAAAAAAAGCAGGAGGCAAAUCAUGCGAAACGUCCCUCGUCAGCCUGAAGUCUUAAAUUGUAUCUGGGACUUGCAGCAUGAAUAAAGAAUCGGACAUCCAAAUACAAUUCACGUGCACGAAUGUCUUAA